AUGCAGAGACAUAGAAAAUCCCCCAGUGUCCUCUCCUGUCUAAAAGUGACCCUCUGCAUGCAGCAACAAUUGCUGUUGCUCUCUUUGCUGCUGCUGCAGCUGCUGCUGCGCUGCAACGCUAAACAGAAUCCCACACCAAAUCCCUGGGAGUUGCCGAUCCCUAGCGACGAGGACCUCCUGGCAGUACUGUCACCUGCCAGCUCGUCUGUACAGCGUGGCACGGUAUGGGGAGGCCCUGAGGGUUCUCUUAGCUCUAGCAGAGGGUACAGGGGCCCCCCCAAGCUUACAAGAACAGAUCUCUUCAGCUUAUGCACGCGCGAGUUCCUGCAAACCCGCGCGCUUGUAGACCGUAGUUUAUCACCCCGCCAACAGGGGCCUCAAACAAGGGGCACCCGAUGGGACCCCCGUCGAGGUCCCCCCGGCCAAGCGGCCCCCAAAAGCUCACCUGGAGGGGCCCCUGAAGGGGUCCCUCAAGAAGAGGGUAUUGGGGUGUCAGGGAACUCGGUGUUUGUGUCUUUGGAGGUAGUGAAGGAUCUCUUGAGGGUACAAGAUAUUCUUAAUGAGCAGCUGGUGGCGAGGGAGUUGCUGCGUUUAAAGAAAAAGGCAAAGGAGGAAGAAGUGUCUCCUCGAGCUGUUUCCUUUAUGCUGCCUGUCUUGCUGCAGUUAUGGGGCUGGCAUAAGGAGCAGAAGCAGUCUUUUAAAUUCCCUAACAGGCCACCCCCUUCUAUUCAGGUGCACAAGGAGGGGCCCCCUCCUCCUUGGGGAUUAAGAAGGUACAGGAGGCCCCUAAGAUAUCUCUCCUUCUCCUGUCUCCUUAUCAAUGUACCACCAAACCUUCUCCUUCAGACUCUGCUGUCUCUUGUAGAAGAUCGAGAGGAUCAGUCUCCCCCUUCUAACCAGCAGCAGCAGCAGCAGCAGCAGAGAGCAGCAGGUUCCCUUCUGGGUCCCCGCUGUCCCCCCGUCUCCUUUAUAUGGGCCCAUAUUAUGGGGGCAGCAGCAGCAGCAGGGGGCCCCCUAGAGGACUAUCUACGUAAGGAGAGCCGGCUUUAUGCGGACAGGGCGCUUUCUGCAGCUAAAGAAGCAACACAGCUGCAGAUCUUACAAGCGCAUGCAGCUGCAACAGAAGCAGCAGCAGCAGCGGCUGCUGCUACUCGUGCUGCUGCUGCUGCUGCUCAUCAGGCUUCUCCUGCUGCUGCUGCUGGGUCAAGUGCAACCGUUAGCCCGCUGCUCAUGGAAGAGCAGCAGAAAGGAGACAACGGGAGACAGGGUGAGGCCCUGUCUCCUGAGGAGCUGCAAGAAAAGGUUGAUGCUGCUGCAGAAAGGAGACAAAAAGCAUUAAAUGAUGCUCGUUAUGUAGCAAAGGAGACAGAAAAUAUACAAAAAAGAAAAAUGCAACUUUUGCUUAUUUCCCCUGUAGAUGUUUGUCUUGCUUCUCUUGCUGCUAUAUAA
Eimeria maxima is the source of this 1449-nucleotide messenger RNA. RefSeq lists its product as hypothetical. Lineage: Eukaryota; Apicomplexa; Conoidasida; Eucoccidiorida; Eimeriidae. Bases 1 to 1449 code for a protein of 482 amino acids. The record is from RefSeq and is a predicted model, not a curated record. The transcript has a single exon.